Messenger RNA from Cyanistes caeruleus (blue tit), 564 nucleotides. Lineage: Eukaryota; Metazoa; Chordata; Aves; Passeriformes; Paridae. The record is from RefSeq and is a predicted model, not a curated record.
AUGCAGCUCUGCCACGACCGCGGGUACCUGGUGACCCAGGACGAGCUGGACCAGACGCUGGAGGAGUUCAAGGCGCAGUUUGGGGACAAGCCCAGCGAGGGCCGCCCCCGUCGCACCGACCUGACCGUGCUGGUGGCUCACAACGACGAUCCCACGGACCAGAUGUUCGUGUUCUUCCCCGAGGAGCCCAAGGUGGGGAUCAAGACGAUCAAGAUGUACUGCCAGCGCAUGCAGGAGGAGAACAUCACACGGGCACUGAUCGUGGUGCAGCAGGGAAUGACCCCCUCAGCCAAGCAGUCCCUGGUUGACAUGGCUCCCAAAUACAUCCUGGAGCAGUUCCUGCAGCAGGAGCUUCUCAUCAACAUCACAGAGCAUGAGCUGGUGCCAGAGCACGUGGUCAUGACAAAGGAGGAACACAGCAAACUGAGGGAGAACCAGCUCCCCAGGAUCCAGGCCGGGGACCCUGUGGCCCGCUACUUUGGGAUAAAGCGUGGCCAGGUAGUGAAGAUCAUCAGGCCCAGCGAGACGGCGGGCAGGUACAUCACCUACAGACUGGUGCAGUGA